AUGGCUGUGGAAGCAAGGCGAGGGCCGGGCCCCCGAGGGGCCGCCGUCUGGGAGGCGGUGAUGUUUCUGUUGUGCUCGGGAGUCCCGACCGGGCGCUCCUACAACGUGGACACGGAGAGUGCGCUGCUCUACAAGGGACCCCCCAACACCCUGUUUGGCUACUCGGUGGUGCUGCACAGCCACGGGGAGAACCGAUGGCUCGUAGUCGGGGCGCCCACUGCCAACUGGCUCUCCAACACUUCAGUGGUCAAACCUGGGGCUGUUUACAGAUGCAAGAUUGGGAAGAAUCCAGCCAGGACCUGUGAACAGCUCCAGCUAGGUAGCCCUUUUGGAGAUCCUUGUGGAAAGACUUGCCUGGAAGAAAGAGAUAAUCAAUGGCUGGGGGUCACGCUUUCCAGACAGCCUGGAGAAAACGGCUCCAUUGUGACUUGUGGGCAUAGAUGGAAAAAUAUAUUUUACAUAAGGACUGAGUCUAAGCUCCCCACGGGUGUUUGCUAUGGAAUGCCUUCUGAUUUACGAACAGAACUGAGUAAAAGAAUAGCUCCAUGCUAUCAAGAUUUUGUGAAACAAUUUGGAGAGACUUUUGCGUCAUGUCAAGCUGGAAUAUCUAGUUUUUACACAGAGGAUUUAAUUGUGAUGGGAGCUCCAGGAUCAUUCUAUUGGACUGGCUCUCUUUUUGUAUACAAUAUGACUACAAAUAAAUACAAGGCUUUCUUAGACAAACACAACCAAGUAAAAUUUGGAAGUUAUUUAGGCUAUUCAGUUGGAGCUGGUCAUUUUCGCAGUCAGCACAGUACUGAGGUAGUUGGAGGAGCCCCUCAACAUGAACAGAUUGGUAAAGCUUACAUAUUCAGCAUUGAUGCAAAAGAACUAAAUAUCUUACAUGAAAUGAAAGGUAAAAAGCUUGGGUCUUAUUUUGGAGCAUCUAUCUGUGCCGUGGACCUCAACGCAGAUGGCUUCUCAGACCUACUCGUGGGAGCUCCCAUGCAGAGCACCAUCAGGGAAGAAGGAAGAGUGUUUGUGUACAUCAACUCUGGUUCCGGAGCAGUAAUGAACGAAAUGGAAACAGAGCUCAUUGGAAGUGACAAAUACGCUGCACGAUUCGGGGAAUCUAUAGUCAGUCUUGGCGACAUUGAUAAUGAUGGCUUUGAAGAUGUUGCUAUUGGAGCCCCACAGGAGGAUGACUUGCAAGGUGCGAUUUAUAUUUACAAUGGCCGAGUAGAUGGGAUCUCAACAACCUUCUCACAGAGAAUUGAAGGACGUCAAAUCAGUAAAUCAUUAAGUAUGUUUGGACAGUCUAUAUCUGGACAAAUUGAUGCAGAUAACAAUGGAUAUCUAGAUGUAGCAGUUGGUGCUUUUCGGUCUGAUUCUGCUGUGUUGCUAAGGACAAGACCUGUAGUGAUUGUUGAAGCUUCUUUGAACCAUCCCGAGUCAGUAAAUAGAACAAAUUUUGACUGUAUUGAAAAUGGAUUGCCCUCUGUGUGCAUGGAUCUGACACUCUGUUUCUCAUAUAAGGGCAAAGAGGUUCCGGGUUAUAUUGUUUUGCUUUAUAACAUGAGCCUGGAUGUGAACCGAAAGGCAGAGUCUCCAUCGAGAUUUUACUUUUCUUCCAAUGGAACUCAUGAUGUGAUUACAAGAAGCAUGAAAGUACAGAGCAAAGCAACUAGCUGCAAAACACAUCGAGCAUUUAUGCGGAAGGAUGUACGGGACAUCCUCACCCCAAUUCAGAUUGAAGCCACUUACCACCUGGGACAUCAUGUCAUCAGUAAACGAAGUAUAGAGGAAUUCCCUCCACUUCAGCCAAUUCUUCAGCAGAAGAAAGAAAAAGACAUAAUUGAGAAAACAAUAAACUUUGCCAGAUUUUGUGCCCAUGAAAACUGUACUGCUGAUUUACAGGUUUCUGCAAAAAUUGGAUUUUUGAAACCACAUGAAAAUAAAACCUAUCUUGCUGUUGGAAGUAUGAAGACAUUGAUGUUGAACGUGUCUUUAUUUAAUGCUGGAGAUGAUGCGUAUGAGACAACUCUGCAUAUCAAGCUCCCCACCGGUCUUUACUUCAUUAAGAUUUUAGAUCUGGAAGAGAAACAAAUAAACUGUGAAGUGACAGACGGCUCCGGCAUAGUGAGACUUGACUGCAGGGUUGGCUAUAUAUAUGUAGAUCACCUAUCAAAGACAGAUGUUAGCUUUCUUCUGGAUGCCAGCUCACUCAGCAGAGCAGAAGAGGAUCUCAACAUCACAGUACAUGCCGCCUGUGAAAAUGAAGGGGAAACAGGCGAUGUCAAGCAUAAUAAGGUGACUGUGACAAUACCUCUUAAGUAUGAAGUCAUGCUAACAGUUCAUGGGUUUGUAAGUCCAGCUUCAUUUAUGUAUGGACCAAAGGAGGAAGAUGAGUUUGAAAUGUGCAUGACAGAGAAAAUGAACUUCACUUUCCACGUCAUCAACACCGGCCAAAGCAUGGCUCCAAAUAUUAGUGUGGAAAUAAUGAUACCAAAUUCUUUUAGUCCCCGAACCGAUAAGCUGUUCAACGUUUUGGAUGUCCAGACUACUGCUGGAGAAUGCCAUUUUAAGAAUUAUCAAAGAAAGUGUGCAUUAGACCAGCAAAAAGGCACAAUGGAGACCCUUAAAGAUAUAUUCAGAUUUCUGUCAAAGACUGAUAAGAGGCUCCUGUACUGCAUGAAAGCUGAUCCGUAUUGCUUAGAUAUCUCAUGCCAUUUUGGGAAAAUGGACGGUGGAAAAGAAGCCAGUGUUCACAUUCAGUUGGAAGGUCGGCCAUCCAUUUUAGAAAUGGAUGAGACUAGAGCGCUGAAGUUUGAAAUAAGAGCAACAGCUUUUCCGGAGCCAAAUCCCAAAGUUAUUGAAUUAAAGAAGGAUGAGAAUGUUGCACAUGUUCUCCUCGAAGGACUACAUCAUCAAAGACCCAGACGCCAUUUCACUAUAAUGAUUAUUUCAAGUAGCUUGCUCCUUGGACUUAUUUUACUUUUCCUCAUUUCUUAUGUUAUGUGGAAGGCUGGCUUCUUCAAAAGACAGUACAAAUCUAUCCUACAAGAAGAAAACAGAAGAGACAGUUGGAGUUACAUUAACAGUAAAAGUGAUAAAGAUGAGUGA
Messenger RNA from Budorcas taxicolor (takin), 3102 nucleotides. It is a transcript of the gene ITGA4, whose product is annotated as integrin subunit alpha 4. Gene Ontology annotation, molecular function: integrin binding. The transcript has 28 exons. Gene Ontology annotation, cellular component: external side of plasma membrane; integrin complex. The record is from RefSeq and is a predicted model, not a curated record. Gene Ontology annotation, biological process: integrin-mediated signaling pathway; cell-matrix adhesion; cell-cell adhesion. The coding region runs from base 1 to 3102 and encodes 1033 amino acids. Lineage: Eukaryota; Metazoa; Chordata; Mammalia; Artiodactyla; Bovidae.